Messenger RNA from Umbelopsis ramanniana AG, 2586 nucleotides. RefSeq lists its product as uncharacterized. Gene Ontology annotation, cellular component: intracellular membrane-bounded organelle. NCBI's taxonomy places the organism in Eukaryota, Fungi, Mucoromycota, Umbelopsidomycetes, Umbelopsidales, Umbelopsidaceae. The transcript is spliced from 4 exons. The coding region runs from base 4 to 2472 and encodes 822 amino acids. Gene Ontology annotation, molecular function: phosphatidylinositol binding. The record is from RefSeq and is a predicted model, not a curated record.
ACCAUGAUCGACCACCAGAAUGAUCUAGUGGAAGUCUGGCAAUCCAUUGUCGCCUAUCAUGACGUUGAAACUCAAUCCAAUCAAUGGUUUGACCCUGCUACUGUUGCUCUCCUUUUUGUACUAUUACUAUACUCAAGCUUGCUGGCGAGCGACCACCCAUCGUUGGCUAUAUUUGCCUGUGCAUUCUUUGCAGGUGCUCUCACUGCCUACAUGCCGCGGCAGCAGUCAAUUGAUACCAAUGUAUAUAUGGAUAUAAGGCCGAAACGAAAUAUAGAGAUUCAGCCAAGGAGCAAGAAGACUGAGAACGCAACCGAGCUGCACCUUUCAGACCCAACGCUAACCGAAAAAACCACACAACUUAUCAAUUAUACCCUACGCGAUUUUGUGUCUGUUUGGUGGGGGCCCAUGAACUUCUAUGGAAACAAGGAGUUUGAAGACGAAAUUCGGGUCACGAUCAAUGCAACAGUGGAAGCUUUAGAGAGAUCGAUACAAGCGCACGACUCCAACGAUUUGCUUCUAGCGAUGCUUUAUGGUGUUGCCAACAGUCUCAUUAUUCACAUGAGAGAGUACCGUGAAUUUGAAGAUUCACAGUUAGACUUGCAUGAAUUCACUCGAAGGAAUCCCAGCUCCCCAUUUUCACAGCUUUUGUCAAGAGAUGAGCAGCACCAGCAAUUACGAGAGCUAGGUUAUUCAUUUAUACAAAAAAUGGUACCAAAAGAAGAUUUGACGAGUCCGAUCGUGGCUGCCUUCUUCAAAGAAGUUUUCGCAUCAUAUGCUUUGGAGAGCGCAUUGAGUCUUCUAUGUGAUCCAGACUACCUCAACCUUUGCAUUGUUGACGUAUUGAAUGAUGCAACAGAAGGAAGCGAUGAAAGUAAUGGUGCUGAUGAUGACCUAUCUCAUCUGGAAGGCUUCCGAAGUGUGGUUGAAAAAGCAGCUGAAGAUGCUAUGGCCACCAAAAAUGAAAGUGUAGGAAGCAUAAAAGCAACCGAAGCUAAACCCAAACAUCGACCAGCAGUGGAAGAUGAAGGCAACCCAACAGAUGGUUUAUAUCCCCAAGAUAGCCCGAAGUCCGCCAAUAGUGAGCAAAAAUGGACCUCAAAUCGUAUCUCCAUUGAUAGCGCAAAGACAUCUCUAAGAUCAUCGACGACACUUCAACCUUCCAGCCCUGUAAUUAAAGAGCAACUACCAAUGCUAUUUGAGAAAGGGACAGCUAGCUUCAGCAUCAUGGACAUAUCACCGAAUGACGCAGGAGAGAAGAUUGAUAGCGCCUCAUUGCUUUAUUUUGUGCAAAUUGAAAGGUCGGCAAGCAGUGAAAAAAGGCAGUCCGAGGGCGGUGGCUACAUCCUUACCAGAACAUAUGAUAACUUUGUGACAUUGCACUCAGUUUUAUCGGCUAGACAUCCAAAAGUAGUAUCAAAACUCUCACUCAAACUUCCUUUGGAUCAAGGACGUAGCUGGCGUAGUUCUCGUGCACAGCAAAACAAUCGAGAUGCCAUUUGUCAAAGUUUGGAAAGAUAUUUACACACAGUUACAGAUAACGAAAUUCUUGGUCAUGAAAAGAGCGUACACGUUUUCUUCCGCAAGGAGCAAAGUACCAACGAAGACAUUGACACCUUGAGUAGCCAACCUGCACCAGAAGAAGAAUCUGUAGUCUCAAAGGCUCGCAAUUACUUUGGCGGAUCCUCUGCUUCUCUCCAUUCGGAAGAUGACAGAGAAGCAGUACCGUCACAGCAAAUGUCACCGCGGUCACAGUACUCUCGUUGGAUCACUAAAAAGGCACAGCGUCCAAGCUCUUUAAAAGACUUUGGGGAAAAUGAAGGGCCUCCGUCGAGACAGCAAGGCUCUGAUAAAUUGCCAGUAGCAAAAAUGACAGCAAUGGAAGCAACCUUAGUGACCAAAGAGGAUGAUCAGUCGACUGAUGUGAAGCAUUCAGAUGGGUCCAAUACCCCUCAAGACAAUCAAAAGGCGCAAAAUACACACAAAAAGCUCAAUUCAAUCGAAGUAGAAUUGCUCAUUGAAACAACAUUUGCUCUUAUCACCGAAAUCUUCCAGCUAACAGAAGCUAACCAGAACGCAUGGCUAAGGAGAACAGCACUUAACCUGCUUCGAGAGGUCAUACGGCGAUCAUACGCCGAAGUUAUCUCUCAACAAUUUGUAAAAUACAUGGAGGAAUACGCCCGUACAUCAUAUUUUACGACAUUGGUUGGUAGCAUCACUGAGAGUUUUUGGCCAAACGGUGAAUGGGCUACCUCUGUUGCCCUUAGAACGCCAGAAGAAAAGGCCGCAACAAAGUCUUUGGCGCGGGAGCUCUUAAAGACCAGAGGCGUUCCAAGUGGUGCAAGACAGCUCAUUGGGGAAGUCAAUUGUGUGGAUGCAAUGGAACGACUUUGGUCGCGAUGUCAAGACGUUGAUUUAAACAGAGUUCUUGGUGUACAAAUACUGGAAAGAACGCUUCGUCCGUUGGUCAAUUGAAAUAUAAAAAGAGGAAACUAUUAUUGUGAUGGUUUGAAAAAAUUAAAAGUACAAGAAAUGCAGCAGGAAAAUGCAAAUGCACAAGUAAUCAUCUAUCGUGUACUUGUGUUGAAU